Lytechinus variegatus (green sea urchin) is the source of this 6019-nucleotide messenger RNA. RefSeq lists its product as uncharacterized. The transcript is spliced from 3 exons. The record is from RefSeq and is a predicted model, not a curated record. Bases 306 to 5174 code for a protein of 1622 amino acids. Lineage: Eukaryota; Metazoa; Echinodermata; Echinoidea; Temnopleuroida; Toxopneustidae.
UAGUCGGCAGGCCAUUUCAUUGUAUCUUGUUUUUGCGUGGUCUGGUCAGUGGUGUUAGAAAUAAAAUUCAUGAUAACCUUCCAAAUAUUAUAAAACAUGCAUAAACACUUUGUUCUCCUCACGAUUAUGCUCCCAAAUGUAUGAAAUUAAAUCAUUCUGACGUUUAUUUCAAUGGUUAUUAUUGGUGAACAACUGCAGUUAUAAAACACGCUGGCUUCUGGUUUACGUGAUUCCGGCCAAUCAGAAGGCAGCAUUUACGGGCUCGUUCGCGAUUGACUUCUACGCCAUGUACGUUGACAACCAAGAUGGCGACCGACGCUGCGGCUGCUGGUUCGUCAGCAGGUUCAGAAUUAAAGUGUUUUAUUCACUUCGAAAAUACUUCUGAUGAUAUAAACGCAUUUAAUGCAACAACUUGGGCGAAAUCUUUGACUAGUGCUGCGAUUUGGAAGAAUUCUGACGGCAAAAAGGCCAACAUUGCAUCAGCUUUUCUUGCACUAAUCGACAGCGACAGCGUUGAUGAAAUUCCACAACAAGCUGGUUUUCAUCGGAAAUGCUACCAGCAAUUUACAGAUAAAACAAAGGUUGAGCAAGCUAAAAGAAAGCAGAAGAAAGCAGAACUGGAAGAUGAAGAUUCAUCAGAAGAACCAGAGCAGAAGAAGCCACGAAGAGAACUACGAUCCAGAAUGGCAGCCACCAGUUCCCGUCGUUCUAUGCAUGUACUCCCAGCAGAGUGUAUCAUCUGUCAGAAGAGUGGACGGUUGGAUGUAAAGAAGAAAGGAAAGCGUGUGAAGGAGCCACUUUCCAACUGUGAGAUAGUCAAUGGAGGGCGAAUUCUAGAGCAGGCUAUCAACGAGCAAAAUACUCGCAUCUUACGCCUCAUCCAACAUCAAGAUUGUGUUGCCAUAGAAGUCAAGUACCAUGCAACGUGUUACCUGAAUUACACGCGACCUUUGACAAGGAAAGGAAACAAGCAGCAGCAUGACAGGCACUACACUGAGUCAUUUAAGAAGUUCUGUAAGGAUGUAGUGGAGGAAAAGCUGAUUAAGGAGGAGAAGGCAUGGGAGUUGGUCGCGCUCAAGAAAAAAUUUGUCCAAGUUGUAGCCGAAGUUGAGAAGGUGGAUGCCAGUUCGUAUAAGACAAACAGUUUGAAGGGUCGACUACAAAGUACAUACCCAUGUCUAAGAUUUGCAAGACCGAAGAAUCCUAAUGAGAGCGACAUUGUGUAUGCUAAGCAGCUUUCGGCAGAGACCCUUUUUGCUAACAGCAGGGCUUCUGUUGAUGGACCGUCUGGUACUGACAUCAGCACAGACUCGGAGGAAGAUGAAGGCUUUGUUUUACAACGAAGUAGAGCAACAGGAUCCACUCUGACAGAGAUGUACAACAGCGCCAUAUAUUUGAAGAAAGAAAUUGAAGAUAUACCAACACAAACUAUGCCAUGGCCACCAGACUCAACACAUCUGACACUGGACAAGGCAGAGAAGAUCGUUCCAACUAAGCUCUACAACUUCCUCUCAUGGAUGGUUGGUUUCAAUGAAGAUCCUGAAGGCGAUAAGUUUGUAACACUGCCAGAAGAGCAACAUAGACGGAUAUUGUCCCUGUCGCAGGAUAUCAUAUAUCUUACUUCAAAGGGAAGGAAGGCAAUGCCAAAGCAAACAUCACUCGCCAUGGCUGUUCGCCACAUCACUGGGUCAGCACAACUGAUUGGGCUUCUAAAUGGCUUCGGACAUGCCACGUCCCACACCAAGGUCCUCGAGCAUGAUACUGCGCUGGCCAAGAAGGAGAUUCAAAAUGGCGAAAACAAAGUACCAUCUUGUCUGCAAGAAGGAGUUUACACCACACUGGUGUGGGACAAUAAUGACUUUGGUGAGGAGACACUUUCGGGGAGAGGCACAACCCACAACACUAACGGGAUUGCCAUUCAGCAUAAGCCAGCUCCAAUAGAUCAACCACCAGAGACAUCUGUUUCAGUCAAGAAGACAAAAGAACGAACACUCAAAGCACCAGAAGAGGUACUUGUGCCAUUUUUUGGUACCAAGAAGGCCAAUCCGCCACCACUAGGACGUGAACUGAAGCUUCAAAAGGAAGAGCCUGAGUACUCCAAACCGAUCCAGGCUGCAAGACGUAUAGACAAGGGCUACUUUAUCACCAAGUAUCCUGUACCAGACAGUAGCCGCCUUCUGCCAGGAUGGACUGGAUAUAAUCAGAUGCUUGUCAAAAGCAUUCCACCAAAGGCAACCGUAGCUUAUCUUUCAGUCAUCGACGCCUCACCCACACAAAUGAAUGCUGUCAACACUGUGCUUCAUCGAAGUAUUGACAUCGCUGACUCGUUGAAGUUAGACUCUGUCGUUGUUGUGGUAGACCAGGCAAUAUAUGCUAAGGCGCAGUCCAUACGGUGGCAAACUCCAAUCUUCCAGAAACGAAUAGUACUGCGGCUUGGAGCAUUCCAUACUGCCAUGACAAUGCUGGCCUGUAUUGGGACAAGAUUUAGAGAUGCCGGACUGGAGGAUAUCCUCAUCGAAUCUGAGGUGCUUGCUGGUGGGUCAGUCAAUGGAGUCAUGACAGGACGACAGUACAACAGAAGCAUCAGGUGCCACAAACUUAUGGCUGAGGCACUUCAUCGAAUGCGUUGGAAGACAUUUCUAGAGUCCCUGCCUGAAGAGGAAGCUGGUGAGUAUACAGAUGUCAUCAAGAAUCUCCGCAGUGCUUUUCCAUACCAGGCACACAUAGACUUGAUUGAUGAUACCACAUUUGGCAGAUUGACAGCAGCAUAUGACCUGUAUGUGUCCGAGAUGGCAAAGUCAAAUCCAACCUUUGCAUUUUGGUGCUCAUACUUGUCAAUGGUGGACACGCUCCUGCAGUUUACACGAAGCUCCAGAGAGGGAAAUUGGCAACUGCAUCUAGCAUCCAUCCGAUUCAUGAUGCCAUGGCUGUUCAGCUAUAAUCGGACAAACUAUGCACGCUACUUGCCAGUCUAUUGGAUGGAGAUGCAGGAACUACCAAGCACGCAUCCUACCAUUUAUGCUGAGUUCCAGCAAGGCCACUUUGCAGUGCAGCGACAAAAUGAGUAUGGAUUCUCUGGCGUACCAUGUGACCAAACAAUAGAGCAGACAGUCAACAAAGACUCCAAAACAAGAGGAGGCCUUAAGGGAUUUACCGUCAACAAAGGCGCUGUGAACAGAUGGACGGCAGGACACCAUGAGCGAGCAGCCAUUAUGAGGCAAGUUGAGGAGAUGGCAGGAAAGGGUCAAAGGUCAUGCUUCCGCAAGGACCUCACAGAGAGCCGCAUGAAGCGAGAUGAAUCAGAUGUGGAGUCCAUCAUCGACACCAUCUCAAGUCUCACUAAUCCAUUUGAAGAGGCAACUUCAACUGAUAUAGUUCAUCUUGCUUCUGGUGUUCUUGCAUCAUCAGAUAUAACUAGGGAUCUGUUGGCGGCAGAAGAAAAGGGUGAUGCAAGCUUCAUGCAGUACUGCCAGGAAAGACUGCAAAAGGAAGACAAGGCCUUUACAGACACAAUACGUAGAUCAACGCUAAAGACUUUCAGCAAUAUGAUGAAGAAAUCAGUGUCUAACAUUAAAGGGAAGGAGAUGGUGCUGAAGAGCGACCGAGAUCUGUUCGCCCGCCUUGUCAUCAUAGGGAAAAGGAGACAGGUCGACUUGCGUAAUAUGAUGACCUAUUCACUUGGGCCAUUGCCACUGUCCAUCGCCAAAGCUGAUGGCUCGCUAAUGAAAACCAACAAGGCCAAACUCCUGCACGUGUUAGAAGAUCUGCACAUGCCUACAGCACCUGAAGAAGGUCACACCAGAGUUCCUCCUCAACCUCCAAAAGGUGGCAUAUGGAUCGUAGAUGCUAUGGCCCUUCUUCAAAUGAUGAAGAACAUUCCAAAGACAUUUGGUGAAGUGGCGAUGAGAGUGUUCAAGCAGCUUAUGAACUUAACACUUGAGACUCAGACCAAGUCCAUCCAUUUCGUUACUGAUACGUACCCUGACGUAAGCAUAAAAAAUGCAGAGAGGACAAGACGGGCGACAACUGGAUCUCAAAGAGUCCGCAUCAGAAAGCCAGAUCAGAACACACCAAAGCAGUGGAAGAAGUUCCUUGCCAACAGCCAUAACAAGCAAGAACUGAUCAGCUUUCUAUUUACAGAGUGGCAGAACUAUGAUGCUUACAAGCUGAAAGGUGUGCAGUUGGUAGUGGCACAUGAAGACAAAUGCCAUACAAUAGCGGCAGAUGUCAACGGAGCUGUGACGUGUUCGCAAGUCGACAGUCUUUGUUGCAACCAUGAGGAGGCAGAUACCCGCAUGCUAUUGCAUGCGAAGUAUAUUGGAGAAACUUCGAAUGCCACCCCAGUCAUCAUCAAGUCCCCAGACACAGAUGUUUUUGUUCUGGCAGUAGCACAUGCUAAGGAGAUUACUUCACCUCUUUAUUUUCAUACAGGCAGAGAUGACAAGAAGAGAACUAUCGCUAUAAGCCCCAUUCAACAAGAACUUGGAGAAUCAUUGACAAGUGCUCUGAUUGGUUUCCAUGCGUUCACUGGCUGCGAUUCCGUCAGCUCGUUCUAUGGAAAAGGGAAGACAAAGGCCUUUUCAUUACUGAAGAAAUUUCCAGCACAUGUGGAGACAUUCAAGCAACUUGGCGAUUCUCUUGACGUCCCUGCAGAAGUAUAUGAUGGACUGGAAAGAUUUGUUUGUCACCUGUAUGGUCAUAAGGAUGUACCUAGUGUCAAUGAAAUCCGGUACAUCAUGCUCAAGACUGCAACCAGAAGUGAAAUUGUAAUGCCACCAAACCAGGAUUCACUGCAGAAACACAUCCAGAGGGCCAGUUUUCAGGCAAGCAUCUUCAAAAAGAGCCUUGUUCAAGACCAAGAUCUGCCAUCGCCAGUCAACCAUGGAUGGAAAAUUGAGGAUAGUGAGCUUGCCAUUGACUGGAUGGAUCUGGCACCAGCACCAGAAAGUGUUCUCGAACUGGCAUUCUGCAAGUGUACGCGCUCAAAAUGCAAGGCAGAAGAUGCUGACGAUGGAUGCUGUUCUAAUCUUGGCCUUCAGUGUACAGACCUAUGCCAAUGCAAAAACUGUGACAACUUGGAACCUCUGAUAGCUGACGAAGAUGCAAAUAAUCCAGCAAGUGAUUCUGAUGAUGAGGAAGGAGAAGAUGAUUUUGAUGAGGAGGAACACUAUUAAAGAGCUGUUGAUCUCGGUUUAUCCUGAUCAUUCUUCUGCGAGGACUGGUGUCUCAGAAGGAACACGCACAGGGGAACAGCUUCUGCUCUUCCGGCUUGUCGGUCUUCUUGGUGACUUUCCCGAAGCAAACUGUUGGAUGAACGUGGGGACCAUCAUGAACUUUUUGGUAAACUAGUCGAGGUUUAGGAAAACAUUUCAUUGUCCCUCAGCCAAAUUUUGGAGACCAUCAAUAUCUUUAAAACUAUGGUAGCUUUCUUGAUUUGGCCUCCCUUUUGAAAUUAUUGUGUUUUUUAUUCAUUUUUUUUCUGAAAAAUUGUCAAUUUUUUUGAUUGGCCAUAUCCCAUUAACUAAGGUACCUAGCAAAAAAGAAUCAUAAGGAUAAAGGUCAUCAUCCAAUAUUGAUGUGUACCAAAUUUGAAACAAAUCUGAAAAAAAAUAAACAAAUGCAUAAACUUUGAAAAACUUUGAAAAAUUGCUCUAAAAUAUGGGCGGAAAUGACCUUUUGACCUUGACCUUUGACCUUCAUUUUCCCUCCAUUUUUGGAAGCGCCAAUUAUUCUUAUAUAAGUGUGCAAGGUCACAAUGUUGUAUGACAAAUGAUUGAUUUUUAAUGAUUUUUUAAAGUGAUUUUGGACAUUAAAUGUAGAGGGCUCCCUCUCUUGUUCAAAUGCCAUUUCACUAAUUAGCUGAUUAUCUCAUUAAUGGGAUCAUAUUUUUUCGGAGAACAAAAUGUUUUUUUCUUCAAUAGCAACCAUACAACGAAUUUAUAAUGUUAUAUUCUAACACCAGUCAUCAGACCACGCAACUUUUUAAAGGAAGCCUUAACAUUGGUAUGGCCUACAGUCU